AUGGCGGAGACACGGGACCAGCCAGGGAGACAGGGAGACCAGGUGAGACCAGAGAGAAGCUGGAGGGAACAGCCACCACCAAACAACAAGCGGGCGGUUGACAGCAAUGGCAGUUGGGGUCGUAGCGGCAGCUGGGUCGCAACAGCAGUUGGGCAAUGGGCACUGGGCAGCGGUGGCAGUAAGGCGCAGUAG
This is a messenger RNA of Paracoccidioides lutzii Pb01, 192 nucleotides long. RefSeq lists its product as hypothetical. The coding region runs from base 1 to 192 and encodes 63 amino acids. The record is from RefSeq and is a predicted model, not a curated record. The transcript has a single exon.